CUUCACCUUCAUGCCCUCUGGUUGACUGAACAUUCUUCUGGUUUUGAUGCUGGUGUGGUGGAUCCCUUGCCCUCUACAUGUUUAGCCUAUAAGAGCAACCCUCAGAAUGGUCAAUCCAUUCCCCUGGAAUGCUGCAUCAUGACCAGACUGCACACUUUUUCAACUCUCUGAAUUAACUGAGUGCUAAAUGGACUUAAAACUGUGCUUAAGGUUAAAGAAAGAGGUCGUGCUGCUUCAACAGUGUCACUUGUUUUGGUUGGUGGCUAUGUUCAUGUGUCAAAUGGGGUGCAUUCCCUUGACUGACACGCACACACUAAAAGGAGCGCCCAGCGUGGACCAAUGACGCAAACGCGAUGCCAUGGACUGGACUGGACAACCCAGUAGCCGCUCCUCAACGCUGGGUCAUCCUGAACUUUCAUAAUCGAUCAACAAUAUUCCUCGUGUGUUUACAAGAAGAGUAUUGAAUUCAUAUUCACCUGUGGCUGCUGCUGGGACUAUAUCCAAAGCAGCAAUAUUUAUAUAACAUUCGCGCAAAACCUUUUCGGAUUAGCCUGCUUCCUACAACAAUCUGAAAUGGCUGUUGCAGAGCUCGUCUCCAAAUGCUUGCAGGCACGCGACAUGGCGUACUGUCCAUACAGCCGGUUCCCGGUGGGGGCAGCAAUCCUGACGUCAGGUGGCACUAUAAUCACAGGUUGCAAUGUAGAGAAUGCUUCCUACGGCCUCACGGUAUGUGCGGAGAGGACAGCUAUCCAGAGAGCUGUGGCAGAGGGACACAGAAGUUUCACAGCCAUUGCUGUCACAUGUGAUAUUAAAGACAGUUUUGUUGGUCCAUGUGGAGCUUGCCGUCAAGUACUCAUGGAGUUUGGAUCAGAAUGGGACAUUUACUUGACCAAGCCGGAUGGAUCUUACAAAAAGACCAGCCUGAAAGAGCUGUUACCCUUUGCUUUUUCACCAGCUCAUUUAAGAGCAGACAUGAUUGUCAAACUAUGAGAAAUAUGUAGACUUUUGAUUCAUUUGUUAUGUACAUACUUUCACGUCCUUACUAUAAGUGAAAACUCUUCUCAGUGGGGCCACUGUAAAAUAUGAAAGUGCCAUUUAAAGUUGUUUCUUUUUUAUAUACAAAUAUAAUCUUGCGUGUUCUAGUGUGACACAUACAGUAUCUGUUAUGUUUGCAGGGUUAAUGUUGGUUCAUGUUUAAGAGUCUGAUAGAAUCAAUGGAAACAUUUUCAGUAUAGCUAUUGUUUUACUUUUAAUACAGAUGUUCUCCUCAAAGGUGUAUAAAAUUAGGUUCACGCCUACAAUUAGCCUAAUAUUGAUUUCAUGGUCAAGCAUUGCAAAUAGUUUGGAAUAAUUCUUAUUGUAUGACUGUUAUGACUACGGGCAACAUUAUUUGAUUAGGAUAUGCCAAGGUUUUUUCUUCUUGUUUCAUGAAAAAAAAAUCAUAUAUAGGCCUAGGACUUGGCCACCUCAUGCUAUUUAUGUCGGCCUAGAUAGCCUAUCAUUUUUUGCUUAAAUAAAUUCUCAA
Molecule: messenger RNA, 1525 nt
Organism: Sardina pilchardus (European sardine)
Lineage: Eukaryota; Metazoa; Chordata; Actinopteri; Clupeiformes; Clupeidae
Product: zgc:103586
Exons: 5
Coding region: 574-990 (138 amino acids)
Cellular component (GO): cytosol
Molecular function (GO): cytidine deaminase activity; zinc ion binding
Source: RefSeq, a predicted model, not a curated record